Schistosoma rodhaini is the source of this 4288-nucleotide messenger RNA. The record is from the annotation of a GenBank genome assembly. Lineage: Eukaryota; Metazoa; Platyhelminthes; Trematoda; Strigeidida; Schistosomatidae.
UGGCGUGGUUUCGGCAUUGUUGGGUAAGACUAUCCGGAUAGUUUCUAAGUAUCUAGAAUUUCAUCUAGUCUAAUAAACAACAUGGCUGUUGUGAAAAUCGUUCACUGUGGUACGAUGGAAAUUUUAAAUAUAGCGUAGGUGACUGGUUUAUGGGGACGGGUUGACCUGCAAUAAUCUGUGGUAUACAUAUAGAAGUUAAGCUACUGAAUAGGGUGCCAGUUAAUAGCCCUGACUGUCCUCGUAUUGUUGGGGAGUUCUGGAAUUAUGAAUGAAAAAACAUUCUGGGAUUGUGUGUGCUAUUGUAUCUUAUGAAUAGUUUUUAAGGUAGGAUUAAACUAUACUGCUGACCUUUGAACGAAUCUUGAAUGACCUUGAGAAAUAUUAGCCACUCAGAAGACAGUAUACAGUAAAAAUAUAUUAUACAAAACCAAAGAAUUAAAGUGGAAACACUUCUUUUACAUGGGUCAAACACUUCCGAAGGUCAGAUAUAGGUUCAGAAGUUCUUAAAUCAUAGUGCAUACGGUACAGGAACAUAUCCAUAUGGCUCCGUAGUAGUCGACCUCUGAAACCAUGAUAAGGUCCCAAAAAUUCUUUUAGCGUCGACCACAUAGCUUCAAUAAUGUUAGUAUAUUGGUAUGGUUUACGGGUUAGGGUUAGAGUUAAGGUUUAGGUGUAGAGUUUAAGGUUAUGGGUGAGACUAUAAGUUACGGACAACCUUUGAGCAACGCUAGAGUGACUCUGGGAGUGUCAACGUAAUAACUUUGACCAAAUGAGGGUUAUAAACCUGUGUGAAGAUUAUGAUUUACAGUUCAUGAUUAAGGCUAGGAAUUAUACUUAGGGUAUUCAUCACGAACUGACAUCAGCUAUAAUGCCAAAACUCUAUUUAUCCAAAUGGAUAAUUGAAUUUCGCGCCAAAAUCUUAUGAUCACUUCUAUUGUAGACGCUAAAUUAUCACGUCUUCCCUAAAAUCCGCUGUAAACCGACCGUACGUAAGCAUCAGGUACCGAACUUAGCGCCGUGACCUUGAAAACCGCGAAAGCUUCUGAUUGGCUCGGCAGUAUAGUUUAAUCUUACCAAAUACAAAAUGUUUGUUAUUGUCUAUCUGUUGGUGUUAAAGGAGCAAGAUGUAGAAGCGUGACCUCUAUGUCUAUCAGAUUUCUGAACACCACCAAGGGGUGAACAACUUUUGGCUCUGGGCAUCUCAUAUGUGACGCUUAAUACACUUGCCAAAUCGUUUUAAUAUUCUAUAUUCUCAAAACGCUACCAUUGAAACAACUACUACUGCAUUGCGCUGCCAGUUGCAUCAUUUCCUGGCUUUCAGUUCAAUAACUCACAAAACAAGCCCGUUGACUCAGUCUUCCUAAUACGUUGAUGUCGACAAUCUCAUCAACUGCCUGUUGGUGUUAAUGGAAGACAUCAAACCGUCGACAGCGCGUGAGUUUAGUUCUAUCAAUCGACCUCUGAAUAGAGUAAAACGAUUUUCGGAUCCAUGACUAGAAGUUUCUCUGAUGCAGCGUUCACUCGGCCGGAAUACUAGUUAACGUUGUCAUACGACUCUAAAUUUUCACCUGUGGUUGAGAUAGUAGUUCAUCCCUCGUUGAAGCUUUUUUUGUUUGCUUGCUAGUUGUAUUUUUAUAUAUAUCAAUGUGUUGGACAAUAGACUUGGUGGCAUCACGUACUUUGUGUACAUACUGCGAAUGUGGCGCAUAUGUAUCUGGUGCUCCUUUGUACCAAUAUGUAUGUGUUUAAAUGAAUAAAUAAAAACAUACUGAUAGAUGAAUUUGCUCGUUUUUACUUCAAUCCGCCAUUCAGUCCUAUCUGAACAACUAGUGUUUAGUCCUCGACGAGCUUAUUUUUUGUAGGGAUUUCUACUUUUAGCCUUGAAAACUGGAUAUACAUUGUCUCGAACAUGUUCAGUCAAACAUGAAUUAUCAAUACACAUACUCAAUCCCUUUAGGUAAAACCUGAUCCCCGUCUGAUUUCGGUUAGCCCUUACUAAAGUGAUUCUGUUUACUUCUCAUUGCAAUAACUAUCACUUUCAUGUUCUGUGUUUGGGUUGUAGCGACUUACUAAUCAAUUCAGGUCGUGUUGUUUUUAUGUUUGUGGUUCAUUAAGAGUUCGUAUUAGUGUUCUUGAUUUUGAAAUUGUCUAUUUUACAGAUUUCUGCUUCUUUCGUCUGAAAGUUUUUGUAUAUUCUGCUGUUCAUUACUUUCGACCAAUUGACAAAUUCAUCUAGCUAUCUAGUAACGUUUUCCAAAACCUUGUCAUGCACAAUGAACGUCGCAGUUUUAGAUCAAAUCUAGAUUCUAAUCUAGCAGAUACUAUUCGAGUAGUAGCCUGCAAACAAAAUCAAGACUUACAAAUUACUUUCGCUAAUGAUUAUGCGUGUUCAGACAAACCAAGACCUGCCGGUAGCAAAAUAGCCUAUUCUGCUUCAGGCUCAGGAUUACGAGAUACCAAUGCUCACAAAAUGCAGCGCCAGGCAGUCAUUUCAGCCCACAAAGGACCUCAACAUAAUAGAAACUAUGGAAAUGAUGCCACUUUUGUCGCAACUCUCAUGGAUUCGCAUGCUCAAGUCAGUUACGGACAUGUUAACAGGCGUCCAUCCGUCAAUAAAUCAGAAUUUGAUUAUCAAAAUAAUCGUCGUCCUACACAUGGCAUGCACUCCAUGAUUAAGGAUCAAGAGCAAUAUAAUCGUGACUUGAUGACUCAGUAUGAAAUAAAUCGGGCUUUGUUUCUGGCUAAUCCACCUCCAUCCGUUUUAGCUAGUCGUAUUCGUGGUCGCGGUAAUAAUAAUAGUAUACCCAAUGAUAGCUGUCGAAUAGAUAUACAAAAGAAUUCUUUAAAUCAACCUAUAGUAAAUGUAUCACGAAUGGAUCGUUCAACAGUUUUUCGAUCGACAUCAGAUCAACAGCGUAAUGUUUUCCCAUCGAAAUCAAUGAAAGAGCGUGGAUUUUACAAUUUAGAUUCUGAACAUGACAGUCGGGAUGUCUUGUCCAAAAAUUCUCGUGGCCUAACGCGACAUUCGCGAGUUCACUUUCAGAAUAGUUUUCGUCGUGGACAAGGUUCAAGACAAUACUGGGGUCAUGAUGAUAGAUAUGAAAUUCAUGAGAAUACUCCAGGGAUUCGUGUUCAAAAUUCUUUUCACAAUGGAGAUUUUAAAAGUCGUCACCAUUCUGGUGAUGAAUAUAUUGAUGAUUUAACCCCAGAGGAUAUUGCAAAGUACAAACUAGAAAUCAAUAUGGAUAAACAACCACGCUCUCUAAAUCAUCAUUAUCAACAUCAACACCGACCACAUCAUCAUUACUACAAUCAUCCCAAUAAUCGUUAUCAUCCACCUCAUCAUAAACAAACUCAAAAGAAUUAUUCUAAUGCUCAUUACACACAAUUAUAUAAUUCAUCUAGGAAAGAGCCAGUUCGUCCAAAUAAUAAAAUACGAGACUCAUACAGUAGUGGUUACAAUACUAGGCAAUAUCAAACUAACGAGGAAAACAAGACUAGGUGUUCCACAAACAAUGAUAAAAUUCCAGUGAGCGAAAUGAACAUUAAUGAGGAUAUUCAAGUUGGUACUGAUGAACCUAUUCAAACAAACGAUCCUACUGAAGAUUCCCCAUAUUUCGAGCUCGACUUUGCUAGCGGAAUUUUCGACGUACAUAUUCAUGAGAGGGCUAGAUCUUUUUUAACUUUAGGUAUCGAUGACAGUGAGCUUUCUCAAAAUGAUUGCUACACAAAUAUAUCUGAAUUAAGUACGCACGGAAUGCAUCGAAGUCAUUCUCUUCCAUCGCUAAGAGACUUGGAAAGAAAUAACCAGCUACAUUCAUUUGAGGACUGUACCACACCCACAGCCAGCCUUAAUACUGGAGGAAUUGAAGAUUUAUCAACAAAAAUUAAAGCAGAGACUAUAUCAGUAGAAACGACAAAUAUAAAAUCUGAAAAUAACGUAAAUGUAUCGAGUGCAAAUGUUUGUGGUAGUGAUGUAGCACAAGAAUGCAAUAAUAUGGAGGACGAAAAUCGACGAUAACGCAAUGAUCUCGCAAAAAUGUAAUGUUUGAGUAGUCUAUGGAUUGGAUCACUAACAGUCAAAUGUAUAGCCUAAUUGUUUCACUUUACCUCUUCUUAGAUUUUUUUACUUGUAUGACCUCGAAAAUGUUUUUACUUAUUGUUAUGACAUCGCCUUAACUGUAAUGAGAUACUUCACUUGCUCCUUUGUGAUUACGGAUUAACUUGAUUAAUGAUAUAGUUUUCUAUGAUAAAUUUAUUGAUAAAUGAAAGACCAUAUCAGUAAUGU